GUAAGCAGAGGGCAUCGGUGCAGCAAUCAGUUCAAGCUCUGGACCGCGCGGGCAUUCCUGUUUACUACACCCCUGGGAACCAUGACAUCGGAGACAACCCCGAUGCCAAGACUCUUGCGCAGUACACGCGCACCAGCGGUGAUAAUCCUGGGUGGGGUCCACUCUUCCAGCGCGUGCUCGACAAGAAUGGAAUCUUGUACUUGCAGUUCAACUCGCAGGUCUAUUGGAGCACCGAUAGCUUUCUCGACAAGCACCGCGAGGAGCAGCUGGAGUUCCUGAAAUCUGAAGUAGGUCGAAUUCAGAGCGAUGUGAAGCGACUGGUGCUGCUGACCCACAUUCCUCCGUUCAUGGAUUCCAUCGACGAGAAGGAAGGCUGGGCCAACUGGAAGCAGGUGUACCGCAGGCAAAUCUUGGACCUGCUGGCAACGCCGAAGGUACCUAUGCUGUGGGUGUGCGGCCACUUCCAUGCCAACGUGGUGAAAGACCUGACAUACCAGGACGUGCCACUGAGCAUCCGCGUCUCAUCCGCCGCGGGGACCACUAUGCAGUGGGAUGGAAAAGACGAGCUGUCGCCACGAGAUGCACAGGAGGUUGCGUCCAAGGACAUUGCCAAUGCCUUUGCGCAGGACAUCGGAUUCUCAAACAUCCCAGAGCGACUCAAAGCAGAAGGCGACCGAUCCGGGCUCCGCAUCUUCCGAAUUGAUGAAGGUGAUGGAUCCUUUGAGGACCGAUGGUAUACCCUGGAUGAGCUGGAUGACGUCCAAACGACCUCUUAG
This is a messenger RNA of Symbiodinium pilosum, 776 nucleotides long. NCBI's taxonomy places the organism in Eukaryota, Dinophyceae, Suessiales, Symbiodiniaceae. The record is from the annotation of a GenBank genome assembly.